AUGGAUAAGAAUGAGAAUUAAUUGAGCGAGCAAAGCUUAGUAAAAAAGUAGAAGAUUAAUAGAUUAAGAGAUUUACAUCAAGUUAAGGAUUUAGAAAAGGAUGAUGUAGAUUAUCUCAUUUAUAAGAUAGAGUAGUUUAAAGGAGACCAUAAUACGCCAUUGAUUGAUCAUUAUACAUUAGAUUUUAUAAUGAUGCUUAUCGACAAAGAUAAAGUUAAUGAAAUAGAAAGAAAGUUUAAAUCUUAAGGCAAAAAAGGAAUUGAUAUAAUUGAUUUUAUUAGAAUUUUAAUUACAUCUAUUGACCAUAAACCUCAUGAAACUAUAUAUAUCACUUUAGCACUAAUUGAUUUAUUUAAAGAGAUAUCUGAAAGUCGUGGAAUGAGCACAACAAUCAGUUUUAAUGAUUUCACUGGGUUUAUUUGUGAUUAUUUUGUAGAAAAAAACAUCACAACAUACCUCUUGCCUACUGUGAAAAUGCCAGAAUAAAAAAAGUUUAACACAAAUUAAAAGUAAAUACGUGAAAUAGACAUAAAUCCUCCUAUUUUAUUCGGGAAGACUGAGGAAGGAAUUAAAAGAUUAAUCCCUAGCUCAAUUGUAACUGACUCUUCAAAACACAAUAAUUAAUAAAUAACUAAGGGAGUUUAUGCAAGUGGUUACAGAAGAAUUAUUACUUUAGAUAGCUUAUCUACUAAUCUGAAAGUAUUUAAGUUAAAUAGUAUUUUUGAGAGAACGAUUGUUCCACAAAGGUAAAAGGACAAAGAAGUUAUAAUCAUGGGAUUUACUUAUUCAGACAGAGAGCAAAGAAUAGGUGCUACUUUAAAGGAUGUUUCCUUGAUAUUUUGGGAUAAAUAAGAUAUGUUUAAAUUCUAAAAAGGCUUUUCAAUAAGUGCUUUUGUUUCUGAUUAUUAGACAAAUAUAUGGUAUUUAAAUAGCACUUAACAGUGGAUAACUACUGAUAAGACAAAUUCCAUCAAUAUUUGGGAUCUAGAAAAAGAAAAGCUAAAGUAAUAAAUAUAAAGCAAAGAAAUUACAGGUAGUAUUAAUGAAAUAGUGGAAAUUACUCACAUAAAAUUGGUUGCUGUUUCGUCUUUAGACAAAAAAGUUACUGUUUGGGAUUUAGAGAAGGAAAAUAUCAUAUUUACAAUUGAUUUAGGACAUGCUGGAAUACACCAUUUACUUUAUCAUUACUAGUAUUAAUGCUUGAUUACAUCUGGUUUUGAAAACUCAAUUAAUGUAUACAGUGUAAAUCCUUAAUACCUUGAUUAUGAUUCUCUAGGUAAGUUGGUGGGUCACAACUCAAUGGUAACCGCUGUUUAGAUAAUAGAUAAAACACCUAUGGUAGUUAGUGCAGAUGAUAUGGGAAAUAUAAAAAUAUGGGAUAUCAGAAGCUUGAAAUGCCUUCAAACUAUAAACAUCGGAUUUAAAACAACAAUGACUCACAUAGUUAAUGUACCAGAUAAGAAUAUGAUCUGCUUACUUGGUACUAGAGUUAAUUUCAUAUCAUUUGAUAACUCUAAUAUUUAAAAAGCAAAUGAGGAUAUAUAUCCAAUCAAGGUUGAGUUUAAUAUGAUGAAAUAAGAAAUGUCAAUUUGUACAAGAAAAGACAUGAGAUUUUUAAGAAUGAAAGAUGGAAAGAUAACCAAAAUUUUUACAGGAUUACUUCAAAAUUAAGAUGAUGAAAUAGCAACUUGCUCAUCGAUUAAUCAGUUUAAAAAUUUUAUUCUUGGCGAUCAUAGAGGUGGUUUAGCACUUUAUUCUUACAAUAAUGGUGAAAGAUUAAAAGAUUUAGUUGGACACUAGUCAGAAGUAUCUUAGCUUAAAAUAGAUUUCCCAAACAAGCUUAUUAUUUCUUCUAGUUGGGAUAAUACAGUCAUGAUUUAAAGAGAAACACCUUCAGGGGCUGAAAUUAAAAGAAUAAUUAAAAAUGCUCAUUACAAUAAAGAAGUUAAUUAAAUGGAAGUAUCUCUUUUUCAUAAUAUUAUUGUUACUGGUAGCUCUGGAAGGAAAGUUUUCAUCUGGGAUUAUGAAUUUGUUAAAUUGAUUGCUUGCAUUGAAAUUGACAAAGGUACUGAACCUACAGGAUUUUUUUUUAUUAAUGGAUAUCGCGUUCUUAUCAUCACAACAAAUUCUGGAAUGAUAUACAUCUUAAAAUUUAAUGUUAAGGAGCUAAAAGCUUAGUUUGAAUUGAUCGGAUACUUUAAUAUAUCUAAUUAUUUAGAAAAUGAGAAUAAUAAAAAAUUUUCAGAUCGUCUAUAAAAUAAGGAUACAGAAGAAUAUGAAGAAGAAAAAUCUGAUAUUUUGAUUUAAAAUAAAAAUGUUUUUUAGUCAAGAAGAGAAAGUUCUUUUACUAACCCUCAAAAUAUAAAUAAUAAUAUCAGCAAUGCUAAUCAAAAUACUAACACUUUUAGUGGUUAAAAUAAAAAUACUAUGGUUAAUUCUUAAUUUUCUACUGCAGUGCAAGCUAAUAUUGAUUAAAUUCAAUUAAACUCAUCCUAAAGUCAAUAAAAUUAGAAUAAAAACUAACAAACAUCAACAUUUGCUUAAGAUAAAAAAAAGAAAAUAGCUAAUAAGCCUAUUCCUCAAAAUAUCAAGGUUGGAUUUUCUAUUUAAGGGUUAGAAAAAAGUAAUUCUUAGUAAAUGCCAAUCGAAAAAUAAGCUUCUCAGAUACCUCUAAAUCCACAAUAAAAUUAGAAAUCUAUUUUUAGGUAAACGAAUGACUCUUAGUUUUUCAGUUCAGAUACAUUUUAAAAAGAAAAAAGAAAAGUUAGUGUUUCACCCAAAAAUAACUUAGAUCUCAGCAACGAUUCAAGUUUAUUUGAAGCAGAUCUACCAUAAGAAUGGGUUACUAAAUUGCUAACAGAAAUUCAAGUUGAUGAAGAAACAAAAUGUCUGAGCAAUUGUUUGUUGUAUGCUGCUACUAACAAAGGAAACAUUAUUAUUUUUAACAUAGAUUCUAUCAUUUAAAAUGAAGAUGUUAGAAUGAGUGAUCAUUCAGUUUAGAGAUUAAACUAUAAUCCGCUUCGUUAAUGCACUGAAGAUUUUUACUCAUAAAUUGAAUAAAUCACUAAAGAAAGUGUUAAACUGCCACUAAUUGUAUAACAAAACAAAAAGAAUUUUUCAUAAAAAGAAAAAAAAGUUGUUAAAAAUUUACAUUUUUGUGCUCAUAGAGAUGUCCUUACUUCUUUCUAAUUUGUUGAAAUGAGUUAGAAAUGUAUUGUUACUAGCUCGUAAGAUUAAUAUGUUAGAAUUUGGACUUUAGAUGGAUAAUUAAUUGGUAACUUGAAUAUUAAUCACCCUCUUCCCAUAAAGUGGGAUGUACUGAUAGAUUAGCAUGAAAAAGUUAAGAAAAAAGUUUUUUAUGCAUUUAAAAUCUUGGACAUUAUGCUUUCUAAAUACAAAUCAGAUUAGCAAUUAAGAAAGUUGAUGUAAAUAGAUGGUUUUAUUAAUAAUUUAUUGCCACCUCAGAAAGACUCAAUCAAGCUUAACUUUUCUGAAAUUAAAGACACAUAUAUUUCAGCUUUGAAGGAUUAGACAAAGGGAGUCAAGUUUAUGAGAGACGAGUACUCUCCUAGAGACCUCAAAUAUGAUGAAAUUAAAUAGUUGUUUGAGAAAGAGUUAAGAGGUAUAUCUCUAAAGCAGAUGGAAGCAAAUAAACGAUUACUUAUGGCAUAAUAGUAGGCUGAUGAAUAAUAUUAAGCUCCAGAAAUAGACAUUCAUGCCAAAAGAAGAAAAUAUGAAGAACAUGAAAUGCUUUAAUUCCUAGCUCCAAACUGGAGAAACAGACUUUUGUAGAAAUAAAUUGAAUAAGAUCUUCACAAAAAUGUCUACUUUUUAGGAAAAAAAUUAGAUCAAAAAAUCAGGGAUAAAUUAAAAAAUUAAAAUAAAACAAGAUUUAGCACAAUGAAUUUUUAAGGAGACAUAAUCCCUUCUCAGGAAGAAAUUAACCCAAAUUUUUAAUAGUCUAGAAAUAGCAAUGCCAGUAAUGCAAUUAUUAAUACUCCUAAAUUAGAUGCAAGAGUAUCUUCUACAAGCAAAUAAAUUAAUAGAUAUUCAGUUUCACCUAGAAAAAAUGAUGACCAAAAUAAAAGCAAAUAAGAUAUAUAAUCAAAUUAAUUCAUUUCGAUAAUUGAGAAAGAGGAAACCCCAUCAAAAACUAAGAAAGGAAGUAAAUUAAAUAUCCAAAUUAAUAACGAUGUUGCUGGAAACUCUAGUGAUCUACAAUUCCAACAAUUAAUAAAUCAGCAAGAGAAAGAAAAGAAAUAGUAAGUUAUGUCAAAAAAGAAAAAGAAAAAUGUAAAUCGUUCUAUGGAUUACUUAGAAUAUGCUUCAGAAAAGAAUUACUUAGAUGAAAGCAUUCUAAAUAUGAAUAGUCAAUAAAUUGGAUCAUUAGCCCAUAAUGUUGUUAAUACAAGGGCAAGCUAUGCUUCUAAUAAUAACAGUAUAUAAAGAAAUAAUUCAAAUUUAUAUUUUAAUUAGUCAUUACAAACAGACCCUGCAAAUAAUUCAGUUGCAAUUUAAUAAUCGAGCAUAAUCUCUAAAAAUGCUAACAAUUCUACUUUAGCUUCUGAAAAAUCAAUCCUACUUAAUCACAGUAUUUCUGCUAAUAAUUUGCAAAAAGCUAAAAUUUAAUUGUUUAUGAAAAAUAUUAAUUCUAAACUGAGAUAAUCUAAAUAUUAACCUGAAAAAAUGUUUACAGAUAGAUAUGAAAAAUAACUUACGAAAGAAAAAUAAAAUCAAAUUGAUGAAUAAGAAUAAAGUUAGGCCAAUAAUGAAAAUAAAGAAUUUUUAGACUCAAUUAUAUCUGAAGCCCUCUAAGACGUUUAAAAAAAUUAAGAUAAUUUAGGUAGUAGAUUGAGUCAAAAUAGUAGUCCAUAAUUAUUUGCAAUAAAAAAACAUUCUCUUUCUUUAAUCAAACCACUACAAUUGUAGUCUAAAACUCUUUUAGAUUCUCUAAGAGAAGAGACACUAAACUUAGGAUCCUAAACAGAUAGACCAUAACAUUAAAAUUCUUAAAAAUAAUUUUAACUUAAACUACCCAGCAUAUAAUCAGGAUUAUCAACAUUUAGAGGUGAAAAUGAUGUGCUAAUAACUUCAAUUAGGAGUGGCAAGUUUAAAAAAAUAAACAAACUAUGA
Tetrahymena thermophila SB210 is the source of this 5133-nucleotide messenger RNA. RefSeq names its product WD domain, G-beta repeat protein. The transcript is spliced from 12 exons. Gene Ontology annotation, cellular component: catalytic step 2 spliceosome. NCBI's taxonomy places the organism in Eukaryota, Ciliophora, Oligohymenophorea, Hymenostomatida, Tetrahymenidae. The record is from RefSeq and is a predicted model, not a curated record. Gene Ontology annotation, molecular function: RNA binding; protein binding.